AUGGCUCCACGAAAGUCCUCCUCGAAAUCGGUCAGGUCGCAUCGAUCGACGUUGUCGCUGCAAAAGACAGAGAUCGUAAUCCAUCCGGGCAGAUUCUCCUCAUUUCUCUGGGCAAUCGGAACAUCACUCCUACACAGCGGUGUCGUUAUCAACGGCAGAGAAUAUGCAUAUGGCGGGCACGAUAAGAGAGGCGUCACCGGUGUGUAUUGGACGAAGCCCAAGACAUUACCACCCGGCGGCACCUUCAAGCACGAGAUCCUCCAAGGCUUCACAUUGUCGCCACAGAACGAAAUUGAUGCGAUCAUACAUGAGGUUUCACAAGAGUUCCAGGGCACGUCAUACAAUCUCCUCACCAAGAACUGUAACCACUUCACGGCACACCUCUGCCAGAGGUUAACAGGAAGGCCCGGUCCCGGAUGGCUGAAUAGAGCCGCGAGUAUCGGAGUGGCACUUCCGUGCAUAGUACCAAGGGACUGGAUCGAGCCUCCGGAAUACGACACCGCCGACGGCGAACUGCUUGACGAGAAUUCGGAUGAGAGGUCUAGGAUGCUGCGGACGUCCAGCGAGCGACCGAGGCUUGUCGAUCUUCGAGGUAAGGACAACGAUGCCGCAGCCUUGAAUCUUGAUGAAGGAAGUUCUGAGGAUGAGAAUCGCGAGGAAGAAAGGAGGAGGCGCCAGCAGCACCAGCAGCAGUUGCAUCAGCAGCAGCAGCAGCAGCAGCAGCGGUAG
Molecule: messenger RNA, 729 nt
Organism: Diaporthe citri
Lineage: Eukaryota; Fungi; Ascomycota; Sordariomycetes; Diaporthales; Diaporthaceae
Exons: 2
Coding region: 1-729 (242 amino acids)
Biological process (GO): protein deubiquitination
Molecular function (GO): deubiquitinase activity
Source: RefSeq, a predicted model, not a curated record